UGCGCCUCGCUCCAGCCGGGAACGGCGAACUGUGCCAGGCAUGUGUCUCGUGGGAAAGCCAGGACGAAAGUGACAAAGGCUGGGUGUCCGUCACGGGGAGACACGCCAAGGUAGCUACCGUGGUCUGUGGGUGCGUGCGAUCCCUGGGAGAUGUGGCCAAGGGGUGUGCUGGGCUGCACCCCGAACCAUUUUCAGGAGAGAAAAGCGAGUCCAGAAAGUGAGUGCGCGCGAGUGCGCGCGCGCGCGCGGGGGCGUGGCGGUAAACAGCAACAACUCGCACGCCAGCUUGCUCAGAAACUCCAAUCUCCCCUCCCGACCCGAAAGUGCGCAGCGGCCGAGCCUGGAGGGACCCAGCUGAAGCCUGGCCUGGGAGCCAGGAUGGUGGCCCACAAAACCUUGCUGAUAUACCUAGGACUGCCUCUCUUCUUCCCAGGGGCCGUGGCCCAGCACCAUGCCCCCCCUGGCUGCAGCCCGGACCUGGAUCCCCUGUACUACAACCUUUGUGACCGCUCAGGGGCUUGGGGCAUCGUCUUGGAGGCAGUGGCCGGGGCAGGCGUUGUCACCACAUUUAUGCUCACCAUCAUCCUCGUGGCCAGCGUCCCGUUUGUGGAGGACACUAAGAAGCGGAGCCCCCUGGGGACCCAGGUGUUCUUCCUGCUGGGCACCCUGGGCCUCUUCUGCCUUGUGUUCGCCUGCGUGGUUAAGCCUGACUUCUCCACCUGCGCCUCUCGACGCUUCCUCUUCGGGGUCUUGUUUGCCAUCUGCUUCUCCUGCCUGGUAGCCCACGUCUUUGCCCUCAAUUCUCUAGCCCGGAAGAACCAUGGGCCCCGAGGCUGGGUGCUCUUCACCGUGGCCCUGCUACUCACCCUGGUGGAGGUCAUUAUCAACACUGAGUGGCUGAUCAUCACCCUGGUACGGGGAGGUGGCCAGGUCAACCCUCUGGGCAAUGGCAAUGGUACCGACUGGACCAUGACCUCGCCCUGUGCCAUCGCCAACACGGACUUUGUCAUGGCGCUCAUCUACGUAAUGCUGCUGCUGUUGGGAGCCUUCCUAGGAGCCUGGCCCACCUUGUGUGGCCGCUUUAAGCGCUGGCGGAAGCACGGGGUCUUUGUGCUGCUUACCACAGCCAUCUCCAUUGCCAUCUGGGUGGUAUGGAUUGUCAUGUACACCUAUGGCAAUGAGCAGUACCAUAGCCCCACCUGGGAUGACCCCACACUGGCCAUUGCCCUCGCUGCCAAUGCUUGGAUUUUUGUCCUCUUCUACGUCAUCCCUGAGGUCUCCCAGGUGACCAAACCCAGCCCAGAACAGAGCUACCAGAGCGACAUGUACCCUACCCGAGGUGUGGGCUACGAGACCAUCCUGAAAGAGCAGACGAGCCAAAGCAUGUUUGUGGAGAACAAGGCAUUUUCUAUGGAUGAGCCAGCCUCAGCAAAGAGACCGGUGUCACCUUACAGUGGCUACAAUGGACAGCUGCUGACCAGCGUGUACCAGCCCACCGAGAUGGCCCUGAUGCACAAAGGCCCGUCUGAAGGCGCUUAUGAUGUCAUCCUCCCACGGGCCACCGCCAACAGCCAGGUGAUGGGCAGUGCCAACUCAACCCUGCGAGCCGAAGACAUGUACAUGGUCCAGAGCCACCAGGUGGCCACACCACCGAAAGACAGCAAGAUCUCUCAGGAUCAGUCCCCGAAAAAUAAAACGAGAUGGUAGAUGCCCUCUUCCCUGGACCACACCUCAUCCGGAUACCCUCAUUGCUCUGCAUCCAGCUGAGCAGGGCCCAGCAGCUAUCCCACCUUUGUCCUUGGAGCUGGGAGGGACCAGAGGCCACCAAUCUGAAGCAGUGGACUGAGUGGGGACCUUGAGAUAGGCAUGCGACUGGUGCUCAGAGAGCUACCUACCCCCUUGCCCAUCCCAGCCUCCUGGUGCCCAAGUGACUGCAGCUACAGGGAGCUAAAUAUUGACUACCAUCUCCUGCCUUAACUCGUGCCCCAAGUCACAGAAUCUGUGUCCCCAUGCGGUUCUCCAGGUGGUUCUUGUCCGGCUGUGAACAUUGGCUGUGUGACACUACUGCCUCGACACUGGACCUUCUUGGCCAUCAAUGUGCCACACAAAUGCACGUCAGAUGGAUCUUUGUGAGUCUGUGGAGACAAGCCACACAGGAGUUGUCCCUUGCCCUACUCAGGGCCUUCUGCCACCUGCUAGACUGUGGAAGGUCACCAGCUAAGGGCAGAGCCCAGGUUGGGAAGGCUGCUUCUCAUGACCUGAGGGCCCCAGGUCCUGGCGCCUUUGCACCUGGACCGAGUCUACCACACCUUUGGCGGGUUGUGUCCCAUCACCAGGGCAGGACCACUUUACCUGUUCUGUCCUCCCCGCUGGCCGGCACCACUCGGAAUGGGAGUCACAACACUCGUCCCAACUGGGAUGCUUUCAUUGUCCAGUACUGCCGCACAGAGAACCCACACAAGAGUUGAAGAGCUAGCGGGCCACUUUGGUGCUUAGGGCUUUGCACCAUUUAUGUACCUCAGUUAGCACCCCCACCCCCGGCCACAUCCCCACAGUCUGCUCCUGGCUUCGGUACUGGCUCCCAGGAUAGCUCCUGGGUCAGCUGCACUUGUGGAUAUCUCUGAAUUACCUAGACCUCACAGGUUCUGGAGGUCCCUGGACGUGUGGUUGGAGUCUGGGGCCACCCUUAGGAGAUGCUGGGUGGGAGUCAGGGCUGUGUUCUCAGGGUGAUUUGCCCCUUUCCUGUGUCAGACUUGGUGGGGUGUGUGGUCCAGGACUGCAGAUUGCUUGUGGAAAGAUGUCUAAGUUUCUACCUCCGCUUGGGCAGCAGAUGUCCUCAGGACGCCUGGACCUGCCCUGCUACUUUCAUCACUAGUGGAGCCUCUAGUGUCCUUGGCCUUAGGACAUGUACCUGAGGGAGCCUGAUGGCCACCCAGGUCAGAGAGGUCCAUUUCCAGGCCUGCGAGCUGCUGACACCAAUGACUAAGAUGGCCAUAGUCCAGACCCUGGAACCAAGAUCUCCACACCAUUGUCCUUUGUUCUACCCUGGGAUACCAGACAGAGCUUCCUCCUCCGUGGCCCCCCUAAGUGUGCCCUGGAGCCUGGCUCUUAGCCCAGCACUACUCAGUGCAAGUGUAGAGGUAAAGAUGAGCAGCUUCCCAGGAAGGCACCCCGGCUUAGUGCUUAGCCCUCAUGCUGUCCUCAGCAGCCUGUGCCUUUUAGCAUUGAGUGAAAGGUCCCCCAGAGUAGGACUGUACCUCCAAAUGUGGCUCCUCCUGCCUUGACCUCUCUGUUGAGUGAGCACCAGGUGCCUCAGUGUGCAGCGUGUGACGGGUGUGGCUGUGUUCAUAGCCCAAGUUCUGCCCGCAGUGAGGCUGAGGAAUGAUGGGCCCCUCCUGGAAGAUGCCGGCCUGCCUGGACCCAGAAGUUCCCACCGGUUACCCUGUGCCUUCCAGUUCCGGUUCCAGUGGAGAAGCACAUUUUUUAAGGAGGGUUGGGGACCUCCUAGUUUACAGCUUUGUGUCACAGACAAGCCUUGAGUGGGAGAGGAGUAGGCCCAGGCCUGGUUCAAGUUCACUACUUGCAGGCAAAUAACCUUGGUAGGUGUCACAGCAAACGCUGUUACAUCUUGUAGCGGAUGUAAAUGGGAGGUUCAACUUUGUAACUACUCAGAAUUAAAUGGCUGCCCUUUGUGUGUCAGGGGUCACUGGC
Messenger RNA from Psammomys obesus (fat sand rat), 3711 nucleotides. It is a transcript of the gene Gprc5c, whose product is annotated as G protein-coupled receptor class C group 5 member C. Gene Ontology annotation, biological process: G protein-coupled receptor signaling pathway. The record is from RefSeq and is a predicted model, not a curated record. Lineage: Eukaryota; Metazoa; Chordata; Mammalia; Rodentia; Muridae. The coding region runs from base 151 to 1707 and encodes 518 amino acids. The transcript has 5 exons. Gene Ontology annotation, molecular function: G protein-coupled receptor activity; protein kinase activator activity. Gene Ontology annotation, cellular component: plasma membrane; intracellular membrane-bounded organelle; signaling receptor complex.